Adineta steineri is the source of this 477-nucleotide messenger RNA. Lineage: Eukaryota; Metazoa; Rotifera; Eurotatoria; Adinetida; Adinetidae. The record is from the annotation of a GenBank genome assembly.
AUGCACACAUCAUUAGGUAGUCAUAAACGUCGGAGCAAACAACCACAUAUUAUUGCUGGUAUAGUUACGCCAACGCUCUCUCAAUCAUCUAAUAUACAACAUGAACGUGCUAUUAUAGUUGAUACUAGUUCAAGUAUAUUUGGUAGUGAAUGUCAACGUUUGGUGAAUAUUGUAUUUCAAACAAGUCAAGCAUUUCCAUCAAUAAUGAGCACUUAUGGUAAUAUAAGUCAAUAUAUACGAAAAGAACUUUUUAGAAAAUAUCCUGAAGAAUAUUUUCAUAUAAUUAUUGGUGAAAAUAAUGCAUUUGGUUUUGCUAUUGAUGAUGGUGAUUAUUUUGCUGAAAUAGAACAAAAACAAUAUCGUGUAUUAAUCUUUACAACAAAGACAAAUCCAAAAGUUAUGUACCGUAUAGAUGAUAUCAAUAGUCAGAUGAAGCUCGAAUGGAAGCCACUUAUGGUUAAAAAAGUGAAAAAAUAA